This is a messenger RNA of Melampsora larici-populina 98AG31, 3408 nucleotides long. RefSeq lists its product as uncharacterized. The record is from RefSeq and is a predicted model, not a curated record. NCBI's taxonomy places the organism in Eukaryota, Fungi, Basidiomycota, Pucciniomycetes, Pucciniales, Melampsoraceae. The transcript is spliced from 11 exons. The coding region runs from base 18 to 3089 and encodes 1023 amino acids. Gene Ontology annotation, cellular component: nucleus; nucleotide-excision repair factor 2 complex; XPC complex. Gene Ontology annotation, biological process: nucleotide-excision repair; mismatch repair. Gene Ontology annotation, molecular function: damaged DNA binding; single-stranded DNA binding.
UUCCAACAACCACUAUCAUGAACAAUGAUCGAAUUUUCCCUCGCCCGUCUUCGUCUGAAGCAGAGGAUGACGAUGACGAAGAAAUGGAUUGGGAGGAAGUGGACGUGCAAGAGGAAGCCGACCUAUCAGCCGACAACGAUGACAGUCUAUCAAGGCCUGAUACUACUGCUUUCAACAUCGUGCUUUCAAAGUCUGGUGCCAACUCUACUCAUAAGAGAAAGAACCCGAACAGUGCGAUGGAGCGCAUGAUACGCCAUGAGACUCAUCGCGCACACACUUUGGCCCUUUUGGCAGCGGGGCGAUUUCGUAAUCUUUUACUCAAUGAUCAACUUCUUCAAGCGCGCCUAUUGUCCAUGGUACCACUGUCACUCGUCAACGCUUUCAGCUCUUUCUCACCUCAAACGCAUCCAUCUGAAAUAGAUAGAUCUCGUCUAUUUGAUUCAGCUAUAAAGGAUCUAGUCUCAUGGUGGUGGCAAUCCUUCGAGAUCGUCGAAUCCUUGGAAAGUGUGAGACUUCGUACAUGGACGGAGGCAGAAGCUCUCUACGACACCAUCCAGUCUUCUUCGAAAACUAGCUCAGCCAAAGGAAAAGGAAAAGAAGUCGAGGAUGAUCCAUUUCUGAAUCUACUUGAGACCGGCGAACCCAUCCAUGGCUCUAAAAGCUUGAUGAAACGAGCAGUACUCAUGAAGGGCUCACGUGACAUGUCGGCACAGCUAUUUACCAGCUUGCUGAGGGCUCUCAACGUUCCGGCUCGGCUCGUAUUCAGCCUUCAACCGGUCACUUGGCGCGGUGCUGGUGGUGGUGGCAAAUCAUCUAAGACAGACACCCCUAAUGAUCUCUCGACUGAGGAGCAGACGGGAAGAUCACGCACUCCCCGCGAUAAAGGGGCAACAGGCUCGGUGUCCACUGCAAAGAAAACGAGGUCCGACAACAAGACCAAAAAAUCAGACCAGUCAAAAAUGCUCUCCGUAGCCUCUCAAGCUUCGAAGUCGAAGCCCAAGCAGGGCGAAUGGGCCAUGAAGGCAACCAAAGCUGCAAAGGCUGCCAAGAUGAAGUCCAUCAAUAGUAGCGCUACGUCAUCUCGACACUAUGUCUUAACUUCGGCCGAUGGAAAUAGUACCGAUGACCAGGAGAUACCUUUGGCUCAAAAGCUUGCCUCGAGAAUUCUGGAGCCUAAUCAAAUUGGCGGAAGUAGUCCAAGCGAAUCCCAUCAUCCUGAUGGCUGGAGAAGUCGGCCUGUGGGUAAGGCGUCUAAAGUAACUCCGAUUGUGAAGUUAAGAAAAGCCAGACCUGUGAAAUCAAAGCAUUGGACAAAGAGUCCCAGCCCAGAACCAGCACAAAUGAACCGACCACCAGUCUUUUGGACUGAAGUCUACUCUCGACCACUGAGGGAGUGGUAUUGUGUGGAUGUAACUCGAAAACGGACGAGGUGUAAGAAUUUGAUGGAACCUACUAAGUCCAACCCCGAGAAUAGGAUGUUGUAUGUCAUUGCGUUUGAAGAAGAUCAUUUCAUCCGCGACGUAACCGCCCGCUAUGCCCAUUCAUUUGGUGCGACAACCAUGAAGUCUCGACUACCACCAAAGAAGGGAAGUCCAGAUUGGUUUGAAAAAGCCACGAUCAAACUCAAGAGACCGUACAAGCUACGAAGAGAUGAAAAGGAGGAUGAGGAGAUCUCAAAGGCUCAGGUUACGGAAGCAUUGCCAACCACUGUUGGGGGCUUCAAAGACCAUCCCAAUUUCGCUCUGGAACGACAUUUACGACGUGAAGAGGUCAUACAUCCCCGCAAGACCGUUGGAAUAUUCCGUGGAGAACAAGUUUUUCCACGAUCGUCAGUAGUCGUUUGCAAAAGCGCAGAAACAUACAUGCGCGAAGGCAGACGUAUCAAAGGCGGACAAGAAGCCCUCAAGCUAGUCAAACCGCGCACAGUGACAAUCAACAGAAAGCGAGAAGAAGAGUUGCUAAAGAUGGAAGGUCAAGAAGUUGCCCUACAGGGCCUUUUUGCAGAAUGGCAAACAGAGCUUUUGAUACCACCACCCAUCGUAAAUGGUAUUAUACCUCGAAACGGCUACGGGAACUUCGAUCUAUUCGCUCCCCAUAUGCUGCCACAAGGAGCCAAACAUUUGCCAUAUAAAGGAAUCGCCAAGACGGCCAAGAAGCUUCAGGUAUCUUACGCUGAUGCAGUAGUCUCAUUCGAAUUUCACAAACGGCGUGCCACUCCUGUCAUUCAGGGGAUCAUCGUGCCGGAAUUGGAGGCUGAAUUUGUAUUGGACGCUUAUUUUGCCUCAGAAGAUAUUGCUCAGGAGAAAGAAUUUUCCAAGCUUCAAGAGAGGUGUUUAAAACGAUGGAAAAAGAUCAUCUUGGCUUUGCGGAUUAGACGACGUCUGCAGGAAGAAUACCGCAAUCAGUCUAUCAUCGUGUCUUUGGCGAAUGCACCUCAGGAAGGACCAAGCGAACUGAACAACAUAGGCAUCCAGCCCGAAGAGACUGUGAUAGUUCCGAUCAGACCGGCUGUGCAGUCUACGCAAUCGAAGCGCCCUGCUGAUGCCGAUGGAUAUGAGUUGUAUGCCGACCAUAGGGUGAAUACCAUGGCUAUGCCGGGUCCAUCCAAGCCUUCAUACGUCAAUGGUCACAAGCGAGGACGCUCCGAGUCUGUCGAGAUCGACCUAGAAAAUAAAGAGCCCCGGCCUGUCUCCCCUCGGAAGCGCAGAAUGAAAAAGGGUGUUCCAAAAUCUCCCCAACCUUCCUUGGACGUUCCAAUGAUGAUGGAUGUCCAGUUAGACCCUGGGAUUCCCAUCAAGUACGAUAAAGCGGGGCGUGACAACGACGACGGCAUCUCCAGCCCAUUAUCAUCUCCUCCUCUGGCGUCUCAAAGGACUUCCGGCUCUGUAAGCGCCUCUAAACCCGAACCACGACGGCGCUCGGGUAGACAGCCGGCGACUGUGGUCAGCAAGGAUAAAGUAGUCGAAGAAGAAACAGGCGCGAUUGAUACAUCGAGGGGUAGAGCCUCUCGAGCAAGUGCAGUACGCGCGAGUAAGAAGAUACAGCAGCCCAGUCAACCUAGUGAUCGUGUACUUCGAUCUCGAAGAUAGUUUUGUUAUAAUUCACGAUGGGUUCAUCCAUAUAAAGAACACAUGGUAUAUGUAGACGUAUGCGUGUGCAUGUAUCCUUGAUGGUUUGAUCGUCAUCUGGCACACGUACUUCAGACACAUUGAUGCCUACAUCUAGUCGUAUAUCAGGACACUCGAGCAUUGUAGAUUUUGAGUGAAUUGGACUAAUUUGUUGAUCAAAGACCGAUGAUUGUUGUCGUCCAAGCGGUUUUGUUAGGAGAUCGGCCAUCAUUUGAGUUGUUGGACAAUGUUUAAGAACUAAUGCACCUUGCUUAACCACCUCCCUGAUCCAGUGAUACUG